Molecule: messenger RNA, 822 nt
Organism: Rasamsonia emersonii CBS 393.64
Lineage: Eukaryota; Fungi; Ascomycota; Eurotiomycetes; Eurotiales; Trichocomaceae
Product: cAMP-dependent protein kinase catalytic subunit PkaC1
Exons: 4
Coding region: 1-822 (273 amino acids)
Biological process (GO): peptidyl-serine phosphorylation
Cellular component (GO): cAMP-dependent protein kinase complex; nucleus
Molecular function (GO): ATP binding; cAMP-dependent protein kinase activity
Source: RefSeq, a predicted model, not a curated record
AUGAAACAGGUCGAACAUACCAACGAUGAGCGGCGGAUGCUGCAACGGGUCAAACAUCCGUUUCUGGUCACCCUUUGGGGGACAUUUCAGGAUUCAAAGAACCUCUACAUGGUGAUGGACUUUGUCGAGGGGGGAGAGCUGUUCAGUUUGCUUCGCAAAUCGCAACGAUUUCCGAACCCGGUUGCGAAAUUCUAUGCAGCUGAAGUGACACUGGCUCUCGAAUACCUACAUUCACAACAGAUCAUCUAUCGUGACCUUAAGCCAGAGAAUCUUCUGCUAGACCGCCAUGGCCAUCUGAAAAUUACCGACUUUGGCUUUGCGAAAGAAGUUCCGGAUAUCACCUGGACACUCUGCGGAACGCCCGAUUACCUGGCACCGGAAGUGGUCUCAUCCAAAGGCUACAACAAGUCGGUUGACUGGUGGUCGUUGGGAAUUCUCAUUUUCGAGAUGCUCUGUGGAUUCACUCCGUUUUGGGAUAGCGGUUCGCCAGUCAAGAUCUACGAGAAUAUUUUGCGAGGAAAGAUCAAAUAUCCGCCUUACAUGCAUCCGGACGCUGUAGAUCUGUUGUCCCAGCUCAUCACACCAGAUCUCACGAAACGAUUAGGGAAUCUGCAUGGGGGAUCUGAAGACGUGAAAAGACAUCCUUGGUUCGCCGAAGUAACGUGGGAUCGACUCCUGAGGAAGGAUAUUGACGCGCCGUACGUGCCUCCUGUGAGGGCUGGUAUGGGCGAUGCCAGUCAAUUCGAUAGGUAUCCUGAGGACCAUGAGCCAUAUGGAUGCACUGGUGAAGAUCCAUAUGCCGACUUAUUCAGCGAAUUUUGA